UUCGAUUGAGAGAUUGAAUAGGCGCGAUACCAACGAAAAACUGCCCUGCAUUCAAGAGUUGGAGGACAAUAAGUCAUCACCUAGGUGUUGAGUGAAGGAACAGAAAUGGUAAGAUGAAAGACGAAGGACCGAGGAACCCCACGUUUGUCAUCACGUCACGUGCACACCUUCCACCGUGUCAACUCAACUGGUCGCAUGAGCUCAUGAGCUCCGCCGCAGACUUUCUCGCGUCAACACCGUUCACUUCUCUUUAUGAGACUGCCUCUUCUUGAAACGGGGCAACCCGUUAUUUACUGAGCUUCAGCCCUCUUUAACCUCUCAACUAUGUCGAGAUUACGCAUGUACAUCGCGGGUUCGACCGUUCUGGCGAACGUCGUGCUCCUCCGUGCGUACUAUGAGAGGCCAAACUUCUACUCGGCGGCCGUGUACAUAUCCCAGAGCACAGGCUCGUUGAUGUUCCUGAUCAACCUCGCUCUGAUAGUAACCGCAAGCUUCGGAUAUGGACUCCAAAGGCUCUUCUACGGCCGUCUUCGCGCAAUCGAAACCGAACAACUCUACGACAAAGCAUGGUUCGCAGUCAGCGAAACAUUACUGGCCAUGACAAUCUUUCGAGACGACAUUGGAAUAUGGUUCUUUGCUAUGUUUCUCUGCCUUCUUGCCGGGAAGGUGUGGCAGUGGAUAGGGGAAGGUCGAGUGGAGCUUCUGGAACAACAACCGCCUCGAAAUCCGCGUCUAUUCCAUACUCGGUUGAUGAGCUCUCUGCUGCUCUCCGUUGCAUUCGACAUCUUCAUGGUGAACUAUUGCAUCGACCAUAUAUUAUCAGCAACAAGGCCCGGCGUUAUGGUCAUGUUCGGCUUCGAGUACGUUCUCCUGGCGAUUGCGUCAAUGUCGACACUAUUACGCUACCUCUUGUCGCUUGUGGAGAUUGCCAUCAUUCAUAAGCAAGAAAAAACACGCCAGGAAGCACGACGACUAGCCCGGCAACAGGCUUCACAGAGUACAGAUACCAGCGAAGGUGGAAGAGAAGCGGCUGAGGAAGACGACCAGGAUGAGGACGAUGGGGAUGUACCCGGUUGGGAGGAAAAGGGCCGCUGGGUAUUUUACCUCGAUUUGACUACAGACUUUAUCAAGUCUGUGGUCUAUCUCGGCUUCUUCGUGAUCCUCAUGGCAUUCUACGGCAUUCCGAUCCACAUCAUGCGCGAUCUGUUCAUGACUAUCCGCUCCUUCCUCAAAAGAAUCAAUGAUUUCGUAAAGUACCGAAACGCAACGCGCGACAUGAAUGCUCGCUAUCCCGAUGCAACGGCGGAAGAGCUAGGCCGGGAGAAUACAUGCAUCGUUUGUCGUGAAGAGAUGCGUCCUUGGGUUCCUCCGGGCGAAGCGCAAGCCGGUCAACGUGUUGACGAGCGGCAGAGGCCGAAGAAACUUCCUUGCGGACACAUCCUUCACUUCAGCUGCUUAAGGAGCUGGCUUGAGAGGCAGCAAGUCUGCCCUACUUGUCGACGUCCUGUACUGGCAGAAGCAACACCAAACACACAGACAAACAAUCAAGCAAAUCAGGGGCAACAGAACCAGCCGAAUCAACAGAAUCACCAGAACUUGUUUGGGGGACUUGGUGCUGGCCAACCAAAUGCGCAGCAGCCUCCGCCUGGACAACCAGGUCCGCAGGGGCAGGGCGCCCAGCAAAAUAGACAGCACAAUGGACAGCAAAAUGGACAGCAAAACGUUGGAGCAGGCAACUUUCGAGUAUUGAAUCUCGGGCGAUUACGCAUCGUACUUGGUAAUUAUCGGAUACCCGAGCAGCGGCAAGAACAUCCGGUUGCAAAUAACGGCAACAACGAUCAGGCCGCUGCUCUCUUGACUCAACGACUGGCACAAAUGCACCAGACUCAGAUUCAACCUCAGGGCCAGGCUCAGACGACAACGCCUCUCCAACUUCCUAGAGAUACUGGCACAUUCAUACCUGCAACACAAGCCUUGCAUCCCGCCGAUAUCCAGUCGGAUAUACUGCGGCUUCAACAGAAUAUCAUCGACUCAGUGCGGACACUCCGUGUGCAACAUGAACAGCUUGAGAUCAUCCAUUCUUUGCUCGCUGAACUUCACCGAGUACAGCAGGCAUCCGGAGUCACAGCCUCGAAUGGCCAAGAACUUCCUAUCAUUGCUCCUUUGAACCCACAGGCUCCCAUUGUUCCGCAGGCCUACUUUGCAAAUGGACCUGUCCUCCGCCAGGGCGAUGCUGGGUUGCCGGAGGGUUUGACGCUGCCUGAAGGGUGGACAUUGAGGCCUAUGACACGUGCUCCUCAGGUGAUUUCGGGCAGCCAGAACAUGGAAGCUCCGUCACAGAAUUUCUCUGUCCCAGUUCCGCCAGUCGCUACAUCAUCGGCAGAAUCUUCAGUACCUUCAACCUCGACUGGCCAUCCACCACAAACGGAGACUCGCCCAUCGCAACCACCAUCGUCAUCAGGACGAGAACAGACCGCAACUGGUACUGGGACUUCAGCAGAAAAGACGACUGAGCCUGCCUCUAUGGGGUCCAGUUGGAGCUUCGAGAACAUAGGCGGAGGCAAUGAAGCGUCUGGGUCUAGCUCAGCAGUUGCGGGAGGAAGCACAGAGAGCUCGAAUUUGGCGAGGCGGACGGCUACGGUUGAGGAUGCUGAAGACGGACAUGAGUGAAGGAUAAUGUUACGCAUAGGGGCUUGGUUGCAUAGCGAGGCGUUUGGGAAAAGCAUUUACCUGCUGGGAGGCAGGCGUGGGAAUUGUACAUUACGUAGAGCUUGAGAUAUCCCUUCACGGUCUUACAAUGGCAUUGUGAUUCGAG
Molecule: messenger RNA, 2815 nt
Organism: Westerdykella ornata
Lineage: Eukaryota; Fungi; Ascomycota; Dothideomycetes; Pleosporales; Sporormiaceae
Exons: 4
Coding region: 325-2670 (781 amino acids)
Cellular component (GO): cytoplasm
Source: RefSeq, a predicted model, not a curated record